GUUGUUUAUUUUUGUUCCGUUCCUCGGUGGAGACCACAGCAAGUCUUGCCGCCGCCGUGAUUUAAGUUAGUUGGGUUCGGGUUUAAUGCGGUGCGGUUUACCGUUGGUAGUGCAGUUCGUCUGUCCGCGAUAAAAAUUAUCUGUGUGUAUAUUCAUACUUUUGUAAUCGUCGUUUGUUUGAUAUUUUCCUAAUUGUUAUUUAUGUGUUGUUGACUCUGUUUCAAAAAUCAUUUCAAUUUGGUAGAUGACCACAUAGACUAAUUUAGCCGUUAAACAUCGUAGAAGCAAACGUUUGACAAUAGUACUCGACUGCCAUGGCUCCAUAAAUUCUAAAACGGAUCUAAAAGCCUUGUAAUCUUUGUGUUCCUCAUGGGUUACACAGGCAUAAGUGGUGGAGGAGGCAGUGGUGGCGGGGGCACAACAGGCCAAGGCAGACCUGAGUAUGAUGCUCUGGUAGGCCGACAAGAAGCUGAGAUUCGUAUGCUGGAAGUGAUGCGCCGGUGCGUUACCAGCAAAUUAAAAUGCGACCGCGAAUACGCUGCCUCCUUGAGCGCCGUUUGCGCGCAGGGUCUGAAGUGCGAAAAUGCGGCCGGUAGUUUAGUGGCUAGUGCUUGGAAACGGUUACUUGAAGAGCUGGACUGCGCUAGUCGAGCCAUUCGCGGGGUCUGUGACCGUAUUGAAAAAAAUACUCUCGAUAAAAUCACAAGUAUAUGCGCUGAGAAACGGAAAGCCAAGAAAACUUAUCAAGACGAAUAUAAUAGGAUAUCUCUGCAAUACAGUAAUCUUAUUGAUGAGUUAUCGAGGAAGAAAGCUGAUUAUACUAAGCACUUGGAAAUAUAUCGUUCAAUGAGGUCUAGAUUUGAAGAACACUACAUUAAAAGUGGCCGAGGAGGAAGAAAAUUAGACGACGUUAGAGAAAAAUAUCAAAGAGCUUGUCGGCGAUUGCACUUGGUCCACAAUGAGUACGUUUUGUUAAUCGCUGAAGCUCAAGAAUCAGAAAAAGACUUUCAAACUGUAAUGAUGCCUGCUUUUAUGCAACACCACAGACAAGAUUUGGAAAAUAUUGUAGCGGACUGGAAAAACGCCUUGUCUGAAUUAGCCGCACAGUGGAAUCCUGCAUCAGAAGAGUUCAUUCAGAUCGGUGUAAGAAUGGAAUCAUGCACUGAUAUAGUACAACCUUGUGAAGAAUACAACGAUUACACUAGAAAGACUGAACGCAAUGAUAUCGAAAUUAUAUUUGACGAUGCACUCGUGCAGGAUGACACGUCUGGAUACCUGCAGGCAAAUCAGCUAGCUGUUGACAAUUUGACCAUGGACUGGGUACGGAACAAAAUGACUGAACUCGAAACUCGACUAAAAGAAUGUCAAGAAGCUAUUGAAACUAAUAUAACCAAUAACUCAGAUAAAAAUUCUGACUUAUCAUUGAUUGAACUUAAAAGUGAAGAACAUAGACUUCAAAAACAAGUGGAUGUUAUAAAGAAAGCACUUUUUGAAAUUGGCUGUGAAGAAUUACCAUCCGGUUGUGAUCUACCGUCGUUAGACAUAAACGAUUUAGAUAUAAUCGUCGAAGGGUCAUUGAAGAGGCCAUCGUUGGGAAGCGUUAGUCAAACAGCAUCAAUGAUGACUAUUGCCACUACACUGGCUACGUCCAGCUUAGUAGAUAUUCUUCGCAAGCCUUUUCGUCGCAAAUCUGUACCGAAUUCCGGUAAUGGAAGUCCAUCUUCAGAGAACAAUAACUUGGUCAACAAUAACACUGCAGUGACGAACACCACAGCUAGUUCAGGAGUAGGUUCAAAUAACAGUGAAAACUGCAAUCACUACCAGUCCGACAGCAUGGAUGGCAAUGAUGGUGUCAUUGUCGACAUGCGGCCGAUCGUUACGCCUUUGCCGUACCAAACGUUUGCUGACAAUAAUGCUAACAACUUUUUGCCUUGUAUGAUUGGUUCCUCGAUGAAAUCAUUAAUAGAAGAAGAAUGGUUUCACGGAGUGUUACCUAGAGAAGAAGUUGUGCGGCUGUUGAGAAAAGAAGGUGAUUUUUUGGUAAGGGAAACGACUAGAAACGACGAGAAUCAGACGGUAUUAUCCGUUUGUUGGGGAGGCCAUAAACAUUUCAUUGUUCAGACUACUUCUGAAGGUGAGUUUCGUUUUGAAGGACCAUCGUUUCCCACUAUACAAGAGCUCAUCACGUAUCAAUACCAGAGCGGCUUGCCAGUGACAAGUCGAUCGGGGGCCAUACUCCGACAGCCAAUUCCCAGAGAACGUUGGGAGCUAAACAAUGAUGAUGUUAUGCUUCUAGAAAAAAUAGGCCGAGGUAAUUUUGGUGACGUUUACAAAGCAAGGCUACGAUCAACGAAUCAAGAAGUUGCAGUGAAAACUUGCCGAGUUACCGUGCCUGAUGAGCACAAAAAAAAAUUCCUACAGGAAGGCCGUAUUUUAAAACAAUACGAUCAUCCUAACGUUGUCAAGUUAAUCGGAAUCUGUGUACAGAAACAACCGAUUAUGAUAGUCAUGGAACUAGUCACAGGUGGGUCAUUGUUGACAUAUUUGAGAAAUAACUCUAAGACUUUAACUGUAUUUCAAUUGGUCUCAAUGUGCCGCGAUGCAGCCGCUGGUAUGAUGUACUUGGAAAGCAAAAACUGUAUACACCGUGAUCUCGCAGCUCGCAAUUGUUUAGUCGGUGACAAUAAUAUAGUGAAAAUUUCGGAUUUUGGUAUGUCCAGAGAAGAAGAGGAAUAUAUUGUUUCUGAUGGAAUGAAGCAAAUACCAAUCAAGUGGACGGCGCCCGAAGCUCUAAAUUUUGGUAAAUACACAACACUGUGUGAUGUUUGGAGUUAUGGCGUUCUUUGCUGGGAGAUAUUUGCUAAAGGUGGCACACCAUAUAGUGGUCUCAGCAACUCAAAAGCUCGGGAAAAAAUAGAUACAGGAUAUAGGAUGCCUGCUCCUGAAGGAACUCCCGAAGAGGUUUACCGUUUAAUGUUACAAUGUUGGCAGUACCAACCUGAGAACCGACCCCAUUUUGAUCGUAUUCAUGCGACAAUGGAAUCGAUGGUUAAAACUUUGAGCCCUAUUCCGCCUAAAAUGCGCAUUGUGGACGGUGCAAAAACCAACGAUAUUUCCAACGUUGCUCUAUUUAUGCUACGCAUAUGAUGAUCAAUGUUUUCGGAUUUUUUGUUGUUAGGCCAACCUAUAGGUGGACUGCAUCGUCAUGUCUUCGAAAAUGGUGAUAACAUUAUCCAGAGAGCUGAGUAAUUAAAAUACACAACAAUAUAGUGAUUGCUAUGGUACCAGUGAAUUAUACUUUGUGAUUUUUUUUUUAAUUUACUAAAUUUAUAUUUAUAUUAAUACAUAAAUAUUAUAUAUUACAUCUGUAAUAAAAUGUAAAUUUUUAGUUGUUAUUGUUAAACGAUAUACCGGAAAAACACUAUGUUAUUAUAGUUUUGUUUAGCCGUAAUAAAUUAUAAUUUUAUUGCAUAGAUAUUUAAAUUAAUUUGCACAUCUUGUUUGUAUACCAAUAUUGAAAAUAGUAAUAUAGUUUUAAACUGUUUGUUACCUAAAAUGUUUAUUGUUACUAAAAUGCUCAACGAUUUUUGGACUCAUUUGAAAACAAAAAAAUCUCAAUAUAUUUAGGUGCUAUUUUUAUUUAUAAUAUGUUUAGAUAAAGUUAAUGUUGCUAGAUACGAUCGUAGCCACAAAAAUGUUUGAGAAUUACUUUAUUUCUCAAGUUGAAUUUAAAGACUAAUAUUAAUUAUUAAAAAUUGAUUUUAUUCUAGAGACAUGACUGAUAUUGAUAACAGUUUAGUUGUUUACUCACAAUUAAGUUUUAUGAAAAUAUGUUGGGAUUCUCAUUAAACGCAAUCUUAAUUCUUAGGUAUAGUCUUAUUUUGUGAAUG
This is a messenger RNA of Daktulosphaira vitifoliae (grape phylloxera), 3890 nucleotides long. RefSeq names its product tyrosine-protein kinase Fer (gene FER). The record is from RefSeq and is a predicted model, not a curated record. Lineage: Eukaryota; Metazoa; Arthropoda; Insecta; Hemiptera; Phylloxeridae. Gene Ontology annotation, biological process: peptidyl-tyrosine phosphorylation. The transcript has 15 exons. The coding region runs from base 370 to 3147 and encodes 925 amino acids. Gene Ontology annotation, molecular function: non-membrane spanning protein tyrosine kinase activity; ATP binding.